Messenger RNA from Hypomesus transpacificus, 1143 nucleotides. RefSeq names its product mitochondrial ribosomal protein L4 (gene mrpl4). Gene Ontology annotation, biological process: translation. NCBI's taxonomy places the organism in Eukaryota, Metazoa, Chordata, Actinopteri, Osmeriformes, Osmeridae. Gene Ontology annotation, molecular function: structural constituent of ribosome. Gene Ontology annotation, cellular component: ribosome. The transcript has 9 exons. Bases 155 to 1063 code for a protein of 302 amino acids. The record is from RefSeq and is a predicted model, not a curated record.
CUCUGGGACCCAAGACACGCCCUACCUCUUUUUACGUUAUAACUGUGCGACAACACACAUGACCUUUUGGAUUGAGAAAGAACGUUUUGAAAACAUGUUGGCUUAAAUUUGGAACAUAUAAAGAAAAUUGCACGUAUUUGAUUGCCUCGUCAAAAUGUUCCGAAUUUCUUUAACAGUUUGUAGCAAAGGCAUUGCAAAAAGGUUUGCCUCGUCAUUCUCUGGAGAAAACGCAAUCCCGUCCAAUUUACGCCUCCCGUCUAAUCUCGUGGACCCUGCAAGAUCUAGGAGGCAGCCACCGUCAUCAAACUCUGGUCUCCGAGUGUUGCAGAGAUGUGAGGCCUCAGUCCCCUCUCACCUAAGCCCUGUACAGACAUGGGUGGACACAUUGGUGAGGCAUGAGAGUGAACCCCUGGGUCUGGUGGACCUUCACCCUGAUGUCUUUGCAGUACCGACCAGGAUUGACAUCCUUCAUGAAGUUGAACUAUGGCAGAGAAAUUACAAGAGAAUUAGUCACGCCAAUACAAAAGUCAGAUCAGAGGUUCGGGGCGGAGGAAAAAAGCCCUGGAACCAGAAGGGAAGUGGGAGGGCUCGGCAUGGAAGCAUCAGAUCCCCUAUAUGGAGGGGAGGUGGAGUUUCUCAUGGUCCCAGAGGACCAACUAGUUAUUACUACAUGAUCCCUAUUAAAGUACGUGUCCAAGGAUUGAAGAUAGCCCUUAGCUCUAAAUUGGCACAGAAUUACCUGCAUGUGGUGGACUCUCUGAACAUUCCUACACCAGACCCACAAUAUCUUGUGGACCUCAUCAGAUACAGAUACUGCGGGGAGUCUGUAUUGUUAGUGGAUGCGACUGACAACUUACCUGGCAACAUACUUCAGGCUACUGCAGGGCUGAAGAUGGUGAAUGUCAUUCCAGCCAUAGGUCUGAAUGUUCACAGCAUGUUGAAACACGAGGUCCUGGUCCUUACACUUGAAGCUGUCAAGUUCCUGGAAAACAAGCUGCUUUGGCACAACCACAGAUUUACACCUUUAUACCCUUUCAAGCUCCCCUACAGUGAUUUACCUUAACAUUAAAAUAAAGCAAGUGUAAUGAAAUGUCAGUUAUUGAAUUUGUUUAAUAUGCUCAAUAAAAACCUGUGAAUAAAUAA